AUGAGUUUCUUUAAGGCACAUUAUACGUACAACCCAAAUGGAGAUAAAUAUAAAUUCGAUCAAUUAUUAUUUGUGAGAGAUAGUGAAUUUUUGAGGUGUUAUUGUGCUGAAUUUGUAAAAGGAAAAAUGGCACCAGAAUGUAAUACAAAUGCACGACUUCUCGUAGAAUAUUUUAAUGUUCAUGGAAAAUUACUUGAUUUAAUGAAAGAAGUUGCAAAAAGAGAAAUAGAAACGACGAAUUCAGAAACACAAGUGUUUAGAGGAAAUACAUCAUUUACACGAUUAUAUGGAGAAUAUUGUCACCUUUGUUUAUUACCAUAUUUAAGAGCUGUAACAAAAGAAGUAAUUCAAUUAUUAAUUAAUGAAGAAACUAAACUUGAUCCAGAAGCAUUAAACAGUCCUGAACUUGAAAACCAUAAAGAAUCAAUGGAUACAUUUUGUAAAUUAGCUCAUAUGUUUGGAACAAAAUUAGUUGAUUGUGUUCAUUUAUUACCAUCUCAUUUUCAUCAAUUACUUCGUUUUAUUUCAGUAGAAGUUGGAAAUAAAAAAUCAGUAAAAUCAACACCACAAAAUACUUUUAACUUAUUAUUCUUUAUUAGAACUGUAUUUCCUGUAUUUCAUGCACCUCAACACGUUAUGGAUACUAUUCAACCUCCUUCACCUGAAAUGGCUAAAAGAUUAACUGCUUUUAGUAAGACAUGUCAAUCACUAUUAAACGAAACAACAACUUCAUCAUCUAUUCCUUUAGACAUUGCUAAUUUUAUGACUUCUUCUGCAUCAAAAUUAUUUGAAAUGUUUACUCAUCCUCGUUCUGGUUAUAUGACAGAAAAAAGUGGAUUAGAUUUUUCAUUACAAGCAAAUGCACAUAAAAAUAUAGUUGAAUUGGUUCGUUCAAAUAUUGAACCUUUAACUGCUUUAAUGACUAGAGAUGUUCAAGCUUUAAAAGAUGCUUUAAAAUCAGAAAAAAAUGAAGAUAGUGUUAUGACGGAAAUGCAACAGUCAUUGGAAUUUUGUAGUAACACAUACAGUGAACGUCUUCAAGCUGUUGAAGAUGAAAUUACUGAUUUAAAUGAUGAAAUAGAAAAAUAUAAGGCCCAACUAAAGGCUGUUCAAAAAGCUAUUGAAGAUGAAGACGAACUUACUGCCAAAUUACAAGAAGAAAUUAAUCGUCUUGAAAAUGAAUCUUCUAAAGCAAAUACCCCCACCGCCUCUCCUCGUUCAUCUACUAGAGACAGUAAUAGUGAUGCUGCUCUAAGAGAACAUUCUUCUGAAGAUAUUUAA
This is a messenger RNA of Entamoeba dispar SAW760, 1281 nucleotides long. RefSeq lists its product as uncharacterized. Bases 1 to 1281 code for a protein of 426 amino acids. Lineage: Eukaryota; Evosea; Mastigamoebida; Endamoebidae. The transcript has a single exon. Gene Ontology annotation, biological process: regulation of GTPase activity. The record is from RefSeq and is a predicted model, not a curated record.